AAUUUAACACACCAAACACUUCAGGGGCCAUAUGGAAAACAAAUAUGUUUUGGAAUUUAGAGAGAAGAAAAACAGCUAUCCCAGCAGCAGUUGCAGUUUCAUCCUUAUCCUAAAACAAAUCUUUUCUCAUCUAUAAACAAAAUUUUCACAGUCAGCUUCAUAGCCUCAUGUUUUGAGUUUCUCCCACAAUCACAAUUUUUUCUCUUUUCCGGUAUUAGAUAUUUCCAAUUUUUUCCUCCACUAAUAUUAAUAUUAUUAAGUGGUUACUCUCAAAACUACUUAAAAGGAGGAAAAAAAAAGAAAUAUCAGAAAAUAUUCACAUUCACAUAUUCACUGUUAUUUCACCCUCAAACUGAAACCAAAGCGAAGCAAAGAAGAAAUUGUGUCAUGGUCAUGGCUUCCAUGUAUGCACCCACAGCUCCGAAGCUGAGUUUCCCAAACCACAAGAAGCAAUCUUCAAUCCCUUUCACUCUCAGAAGGCCCUCGCUCAUUCCUUUUCCUUCUUCCAAUUCCCAUUCCCUCUGCCGCUGCCUCAACGCCUCCGCUUCCGACGAUGCUAACAGCACCUCCGGCGGCGGUGGAAACAACAUCCGAUGGGACUCCAUGGUCCAGGACUUCGUCAGUAACGCCAUCAAGCAGUUCGAUUCUCUCAUCAGCUCGCUCUUGAAAGACGAUGCCGCGAUGGCGGCGGUUGAGGGUGGUAGUGAGAAGGAGAAAGAGUGGGAUUGGGAUCGAUGGCGGCAGUAUUUCGAGGAGGUCGAUGAGCAGGAGCGUCUCCUCACCAUUCUUAAGGCUCGGUUAAGAGAUGCAGUGUAUUUGGAGGAUUAUGAAGAUGCUGCCAGGCUUAAGGUGGCAAUUGCAGCUGCCUCAACCAAUGACAGUGUUGGAAGAGUGAUGUCUUAUCUCAAUAGUGCCAUAAAGGAAGAGCGAUACAGUGAUGCUGCCUUUUUAAGAGAUGAAGCUGGUGCUGGACUUGUGGGUUGGUGGGCUGGUAGUUCAAAAGACUUUAAUGAUCCACACGGUCUAAUUAUACGCAUUACUCCAGAGCACGGAAGAUAUGUUGCAAGGAGCUAUAGUCCUAGGCAACUUGCAACAUCUGGUGCUGGUGUUCCUCUAUUUGAAUUUUUUCUUACUAUGGAUAAGAAAGGUGAAUUCAAGUCUCAGGCUGUGUACUUGAAGAGAAGAGGAGGGGCCUUCCAUGGUCCCCCAACAACCUCCCCUAAAGCAUUGAGCGCUUCUGAGAGAUUGGGUUCUGUGGAGUCAACUGAUGAUAGAAGUGAACUCUUUGUUGUGAGUACUGAAGAUCCAGCUGAUGAUAGAAAUGAUGGCUCUGAUCCAGCCGAGGGAAUGCCUGGAUUUCAAAAUGUCAUGAAAGAUAUGAUUCCUGGCGUAAAGGUGAAGAUUUUCAAGGUUACACACCCAGAGAAAGUAGACAAGGAUAUUAUAUCUAAGGUGAUUGAGCAGAUAAUUGAGGAAGAAGAGGAUGAGGAUAAUGAUGAAGAUGAUGAUGAAGAAGAAGAAGAAGAAGAAGAAGAAGAAGAAGAAGAAGAUGAAGAAGAAGAUGAAGAUGAAGAUGAAGAUGAGGAGCAAGACAAUGAUACAGGAAGUCUGGAACUGGCAGAUGUUAAGUCUGAAACUGACCAAGAGGGAGAUGAUGAGAUUGAAAUAAAUGAUGAUCUGGGAACUUUUGAACGUGAAGAACAAAAUGAAAUUGCAGUCAAAAUUGUCGUUCGUGGUCUUGUUCAGAAACUUUCCAGCAGUUUUCCCACUAGGGAUUUGCUUCGAGUUCCUGCUAAGUUGGAGAUGAAGGGACGUGGUUCAUUUUCCUUUACUGUUGAAAAGGAAGUCAAUCAGCAGGAAGUUAUGUUUAGAAUUCUUUGUUCGGAUGACAGGGUUGGUGCUGUGAUUGGAAAAGGUGGCAGUAUUGUAAGAGCUCUUCAGAGUGAUACAGGAGCCAAUAUAAAUAUUUUUCCUCCGUUCCCUGAUUGCGAGGAUAGAUUAAUUACUAUUACUGCUAUGGAGAAUCCUGAAACGAGAUAUUCCCCAGCACAGAAGGCUGUUGUGCUUGUUUUCUCCAAGUCAGUAGAAGGCAUUGUUGAGAAAGGGCUAGACUUGGGAUUUAAAAAGGAGUUGUCUGUUACUGCACGUCUUGUAGUCCCAUCAAACCACGUGGGCUGUUUGAUAGGGAAAGGAGGAGCAAUAGUAUCGGAAAUGCGGAAGGCAACAGGGACUAGCAUAAGAAUAAUUGGUGGCAACCAAGUUCCAAAGUGUGUAUCAGAUAACGAUGUUGUUCAGAUAUCAGGAGAGUUUUCAAAUGUUAAGGAUGCAUUACAUAAUGUAACUAGUCGACUGCGGGAUAAUCUUUUUGUUAGUGUGCGAAACAGUGCUGGAGUACGGAAUCUUUCCUCUGUACCAGCUGAGACCAAUCUCUAUGGGAGACCGAGGGAUCAUAUUCCUCUUGGAGGUCCACCAGUUCUUGGUGUUCCUCAUAGUCUAGGUACACAUUCUCUGUCCCAAAGCUUAGAUCAUCUUUCACUGAAUCCAAAUUUAGAUCAUCCUUCACCAGGGUCAUGGCCACAACAGAGAGUGGCUGGAAUAAAUUCUAGAGGCACCAAUGAUGUUGUCAAGGGGUUGACUUCUCGAAAAGGUGGCUUAGAACAUGGCAGUGGGAGUAAAGCCACCACGGUGACCAAGAGAACUGUGGAAAUUCCGGUUCCUGAUGAUGUUUUUGGCUCUGUAUACGGGGAAAAUGGGAGCAAUUUGGAUCAACUGAGACAGAUUUCAGGUGCUAAGGUUACUGUCCAGGAACCGCGUCACAGUACAAGGGACAGGACUGUCGUGAUAUCUGGUACGCUUGACGAAACUCGAGCAGCAGAAAGCCUUCUCCAAGCUUUUAUUCUCAAUGGAUCACCCUCAUGAUGACUAUCUCAUUAAUAUCCCAUUAAUUUUCAAAUUGAUUUAGUUAUUUUAGCAUUUUUUUUAAAUUAUUUUUUUUACCCCACCUAAAAGAAGCAAUGUACACUACUACAUUAGGAAAAUAGGGAGGCCAUGUAUACUACAGUAAACAUUUGCUAAAUUAAUGUCUGAUGCAGUUCACUGAAGGGUAGUGUACUGACUGGAACCUCGUUAACGUUUGGGGUAUAUCUACCUCAGUAGUCAGUAACAACAAGCCUUCCAUUAAUCAACA
Arachis ipaensis is the source of this 3187-nucleotide messenger RNA. The record is from RefSeq and is a predicted model, not a curated record. NCBI's taxonomy places the organism in Eukaryota, Viridiplantae, Streptophyta, Magnoliopsida, Fabales, Fabaceae.